AUGGCCGCCGACGACACCUCCUCCACCAAGGGCCGAUGGGAGCGUGCCCUGGGCGUCGUCGACACUUGGGGGGAGACGGCGCGAUACCACGACCUCCCCCAUUACUCGACGCAUGUCUCUUCCACUUUGUCCUCGUCGACCGACAACUCGUCGUCCUCGUGGUCGUCCGCCGCCGACACCUACCUGCUGCCGGACGACGAGCGCGAGCCCGAGCGCCUGGACUUCUGGGGCCACACCUUCGUGCAGACGCUCAACGGCGCCCUGUACGCCGCUCCGCUCGACCCAAAAGACAUCGAGCUCGUUCUGGAUAUCGGCACCGGCACCGGCAUCUGGGCCUUGGACUUCGCCGACACCCAUCCUGAUGCCCGGGUCCUGGCUUUUGAUAUCAAGCACGUGCAGUCCAGCUGGACAUCGCCGAACUGCAAAUUCUUUGUAACCGAUGCCGAGGAGGAGUGGCCGUUCGAGAGGAACGCAUUCGACUUCGUGCACGCGCGCUAUCUGUACCCGGCCAUCACCGACUGGGCGCGGCUGUGGCGCCAGUCCUUCGAGUGUCUCAAGCCGGGCGGCUGGGUCGAGCACCAGGAGGACUCGGCCAUGUUCUGGUCCGACGACCCGGGCUUCGAGGGCUCGCGCACCAAGUACUUUGCCAACCAGAUCGAGUACGCGUCCAAGAAGAUCGGCAAGAACUUCCGCAUCGCCGCCGAGCAGAAGGAUCGCAUGGAGGAGACGGGCUUCCAGAAUGUCGUGCAGAAACUGUGCAAGAUACCCAUCGGCACAUGGGACGAGAACCAGCUGGACUUGGGCAAACGCAUGCUCCUCGUCGUGCUCGAGGGCAUUGCGCCCACCGCUGUGCCCGUCUUCACGCGCGUCCUGGGCUACGACAACGACGAGAUCGAACAGCUCUUAGACGAGGUCAGGGCCGAGUUCCUGAGGCAGGAGUACAGGGUGUAUUUGAAGUUCUACUACACAUACGGUCAGAAGCCGCCAGAGUCGGACUCGGAGCAGGAAGAAUGA
This is a messenger RNA of Diplodia corticola, 1014 nucleotides long. RefSeq names its product tam domain methyltransferase protein. The record is from RefSeq and is a predicted model, not a curated record. Lineage: Eukaryota; Fungi; Ascomycota; Dothideomycetes; Botryosphaeriales; Botryosphaeriaceae. The transcript has 3 exons. Gene Ontology annotation, molecular function: methyltransferase activity. Bases 1 to 1014 code for a protein of 337 amino acids.